Molecule: messenger RNA, 4851 nt
Organism: Armigeres subalbatus
Lineage: Eukaryota; Metazoa; Arthropoda; Insecta; Diptera; Culicidae
Exons: 5
Coding region: 1-4851 (1616 amino acids)
Biological process (GO): DNA integration
Molecular function (GO): zinc ion binding; nucleic acid binding
Source: RefSeq, a predicted model, not a curated record
AUGGCCGCUUCGGGAACCUACGGAUUGUCCGCCAGGGAACCCGUAGAAGGGGACAUUUCAGUUUUAGCACCAAAGUUAGUUAUUCGACUGAUCGUAGCUCAUAGUUUGCGAAUAGGAAGCAAGGCUUUCCUGGAACAAUCCGUAGGUCCUAUAUUCAAACAUCGCUUCCUGAUCGAAAACCAUGAAAAACAGCGCAAACUGGAAUGCUUUCUUCUAUUGGUUCCCCUGGGGCAGUUGACAUUGUCGUCGUCCAUCAUCAUGUCUGCUGCUGAUCGGAAACUGCGCGGUUUGAAGAACCGCAAACGCAGCAUCAUCACAUCUUUCGCGGCGAUUCGGACAUUCGUAUCCAGCUACAAGGCCGAGAAGGACAAGUGCGAGGUUCCAGUGCGGUUGGAGAAUCUCAUCGACCUGUGGAAGGAGUUCAACACUGUGCAAACGGAGUUGGAGACUUUGGAGGACGACGACGAGGUAUUGGAAGCAUACUUGAAGGAACGCACGGAAUUCGAGAACGCAUAUUAUCGUGCAAAAGAUCACUGGGAUGUGUUACUGAUUCAUCUGCUCAGCACACGGUUGGAUUCCUCAACAAGGCGCGACUGGGAGGAUUUUGCGGAGACAAACGAGUGUACGAAGUUUCAUCAGCUGAUCGAGUUUCUGCAACGGCGAGUCAACGUGCUGGAAACGGUGAAGAAUAAAUCCUAUGAGUCAGCAGCGAUCAGCAAGAAGCCCAAUCCUCCACGCACUGGAAGUCAUGGAGCUGUACAGCAAGGAUUUCGCUCAUGUCCAGUGUGUUCCAGUCAGCAUUUUCUGUACCAGUGCGAGUCGUUUGCGAAAAUGACGGUCAAUGAGAAAGAAGUAUUCGUACGACGAAACAAACUAUGUCGGAAUUGCUUACGCCGCGGUCACAUGGCGAAGGAUUGCUCUUCCGAAAGCUACUGCCGCAAGUGCAGAGGUCGUCACCAUACUCAGCUGUGCUACGUGUCUAAAUCUGAUUCCACCAGCAACGCGGCCAGCAGUCAACCAGCUUCGGUCAACCAAUUAGUUUCUUCCAGUGCUCCCAGCCAACCCAGCAUGCCCAGUGGGUCGCAAACCUCAACUCCAAUCGUGCACACGGGAAUAACAAGCUGCAUUUCCUCCGAUGGGUCGAGAACAAAGGUGUUGUUGGCGACAGCAAUAGUUAUGAUGGUAGACGAUGAAGGUUCAGAACAUCCAGUUCGGGCGUUGUUAGAUUCGGGGAGUGAAUGUUGUUUCGCAACAGAGCGAGUUGCCCAGCGGAUGAGAGUUCAUCGAUCAAGAGUAAAUCUACCGAUUGCAGGGAUCGGUCAAGCCUCCACUGAAGUUCGCUGCAAAUUUCUAGCAACGGUCAAGUCCAGAGUAUCAAGCUAUUCAACCACCAUUGAAGCAUUCGUUCUGCCCAAGGUUACUAUCGAUUUACCAUCGAUAUCUGUCGACGCAUCGAGUUGGACUCUACCAACAGGAAUCCAACUGGCGGAUCCAUCCUUUUAUCAGUCAGGAGCGGUUGAUUUGGUGUUAGGCGCUGAAGUAUUCUUCGACCUUUUCAACGUCGCAGGUCGCAUUCCUCUGGGCGACACACUUCCUCCGUUAAUUAACUCGGUAUUUGGGUGGGUGAUCAGUGGCAAAACUCCCCAAAGGCAAUCGAGGUCGCCCAUUACAUGCAACGUUGCUACUACCGCAGACAUCCAGCGCAGCAUGGAGAAAUUUUGGAAAAUAGAGGACGAUGCAGCAAUCGCAUAUUCACCCGAGGAAGCCUAUUGCGAGAAGUUCUUUCGUGAGACGACAGUUCGUGGAGAUGGUGGAAGGUACAUCGUGAGAAUCCCGUUCAAAGAUGGCGCUUUAGACAACCUGGGUACCAACAGAAGGACAGCGUUUCAUCGUUUCCGACUAAUUGAGGCUCGUCUAGGUCGAGAUCCGAAUUUGGCAGCAGAAUAUCGGAAGUUCAUGGACGAAUAUGAGAAGCUAGGACAUAUGAAGCGCGUUGAUGAAUCGGAAGCAACGCUAGGACCAGCAUACUUCCUUCCUCAUCAUCCUGUCAUCCGUGAAGAAAGCAGUACCACUAAAGUAAGGGUGGUCUUCGAUGCUUCCUGCAGAAGCACAACAGGAGUGUCCUUGAAUGAAGUCAUGCUAGUGGGACCGGUCGUUCAAGAAGAUUUGCGGUCCAUUAUAAUGCGUUCUCGCCUGCAUCCGGUCAUGCUCAUCGCCGAUGUCGCCAAGAUGUAUCGGCAAAUCACACUUUCUCCCGACGAUAGUCGACUCCACUUGAUUUUCUGGCGUGCUUCACCUUCGGAUACCAUACAAAUAUACAAGCUGCUCACAGUGACGUACGGAACUGCUUCCGCUCCGUAUCUGGCCACACGAGUGUUGAAGAAGCUUGCAGAUGACGAGGAGAAAAACUAUCCACUGGCAGCUAGGGCAACCCGGGACGAUUUUUACGUGGAUGAUUUCUUUUCCGGUGCUAGAUCAGUCGCUGAAGCAGUCAAACUUCGGAAACAGAUGGAGGAAAUGUUCAACUCUGCUGGAAUGCAGUUACGGAAAUGGGCAAGCAACAUUCCAAGUGCACUUCAAGGAGUUUCGAACGAUAAUCGUGCUCUGCAGUCUUCGGUGGAAUUCGACAAAGACCAGUCCAUCAAAACUCUGGGUUUACACUGGGAACCCCACUCAGAUCAGCUCAAAUACCUCGUUCCAAAAGCAAUUGUUGAUCCAGCCGCAGUCGUCACCAAACGCUCUGCACUCUCUUGUAUUGCAAGGUUGUUUGACCCACUUGGUUUGGUUGGGCCAGUGGUAGUUCGUGCCAAAAUGUUUAUGCAGGCAUUAUGGGGUUUGCAAGACGACAACGAUAACCAAUACGACUGGGACAAGGAAUUGCCAGAUAUGAAGGAUCAGUGGCAACAAAGUAUCCCGCGACUGGAACUCUGUGGUGCUCUUCUGUCUGCUGAACUCUACGUGAAGGUUGCAGCGGCGCUGCGAAUAACAUCCAACGCAUACUUCUGGGUGGACUCCACUACGGUUUUGAGCUGGCUGAAGGCUACUCCGUCAACGUGGUCAACGUUCGUUGGGAAUCGCGUGUCGAAAAUCCAACACAAGUCACAGAACUGUGAGUGGAAUCAUGUGGCGGGUCGUGAGAACCCAGCUGACGUUAUUUCCAGAGGACUUGCAGCAGCGGACUUAAUGGAAUGUGAAAGGUGGUGGCGAGGUCCUUCAUGGCUUCGCUGCGAUAAGGAUGCGUGGCCAAUUCCAGUAGAUGGCGGUAUCGAUCAGGAAGCUUUCAAAGAAGCAAGAAAAUCGUCACACAUAACCGCUUCUCCAUCGCCAACUUUCGCCGAAGAUUACGUGAACCAGUUCUCCAAUUUCCAGCACAUGCUUCGCAUAACCGCAUACUGGCGACGCUAUUUUGCUAAUUUACGGCUACCGAUGACCGAACGAGUUGUUUCUUCGCCAUUAACUACAGUUGAACUACAGGGUGCGGAGCUAGCAUUGAUACGGCUAGUACAGAUGGAUUCAUUUCCAACAGAGUUGAAGGCAGUUGAAGCACAGCAGUUGGUAUCAUCACGCUCACGUCUUCGUUGGUUCAACCCGUUGAUCGAUUCCGAUGGCGUUCUUCGUAUCGGUGGGCGAAUUGGUCGCUCUGCACAAUCCUACGAUUCCUGUCACCAGAUUCUGCUCCCAGGUUCACAUCCGUUUUCAUCACUUCUUGUUCGAUGCCAACACGAGCGUUUGCUUCACGCAGCAACACAACUUCUUAUGAACACUAUUCGUCUGCGAUACUGGAUUCUGGGAGGCAGAAACGUUAUUCGGCGCGUCGUCCAUCGUUGCGUCACAUGCUUCAGAGCUAAACCAAAGGUAGUAGAGCAGUUCAUGGCUGAACUUCCAGUACAACGAGUUACCGCCUCUCGCCCGUUUUCCAUCGUCGGUAUUGAUUUCUGGGGACCAAUCUACCUUAAACCUCGUCACCGUAGAGAUUCGCCACCAAAAGCUUACGUCGCUGUAUUCAUUUGCUUCAGCACGAAAGCUGUGCAUUUGGAGCUAGUCGUGGACCUAAGUACGGCUAAGUUUUUGCAAGCUUUCCGCCGUUUCGUUGCUCGCAGAGGUCUGUGCGCAGAAGUCUUUUCAGACAACGGGAAAAACUUCGUGGGAGCAGCCAACGAGCUUCGCAGGUUGUUGCGUGCCGAAUCGUUCCGACAAUCGUUCGCGAGUGAAUGCUCCAAUAACGGAAUUCACUGGCAUUUCAACCCGCCGCGUGCAUCCCACUUCGGAGGUUUAUGGGAAGCGGCAAUCAACUCGGCCCAGAAACAUUUUGUAAGAGUUUUGGGAGAUCGCAAGUUACCAUUCGACGACAUGGAGACACUUCUCGUUCAGAUAGAUACUUGUCUCAACUCACGCCCUCUAACGAAGCUCUCCGACGACCCGUGCGUCGUCUCACUCCGUAUCAUUUCCUCAUCCGUUCAUCGCUUCAAUCCGUCCCAGAUGGCGACUAUACAUCAAACCAAUCGGCUACACUCGUGGCAGCAAAUCCAGAAAUUACUCCAAGAUGUUUGGAAACGUUGGCAUGUGGAGUACCUACAAUCUCUGCAGCCUCGAAGUAAGUGGCUGAAACAAUCCGUUCAGCUGAAAGAGAAUCAGCUUGUCAUCAUCGUUGAUGAGAACCAGCCGCCAAUGCGUUGGCCUAUUGCACGUGUCAAGGAGCUGCAUCCAGGGAAGGAUGGAGUAGUUCGAGUGGUUACUCUGCAAACCACGUCUGGUUUGCUAACUCGACCCACGGCGAAAAUUUGUAUUUUGCCAAUUCCGGCAACGGUCGAUGAUCAAUCAGCUGCAUCGGCAGCAUCGCAAUCAGGCUAG